AUGACAUCAGCGCCGGCUAGCAGUAGUAUAUCCCGAUCAGAGCGUACCGCUGGUAAGAGGAAGGCGCCGCUUGAAUCGAUUAAGAGCUGUUUUUCGCUCGCUGCCGUCAAUCCGCAAGAUCAAUCCAUCGCGAAUAGCCAUAUCGCGUCGUUUAAUUCCACACGUUUCCAUCAGUUACUUGUCCGGUGGGUCGUUAUCGGUAACAGGCCAUUUACGGAAGUAGAGGAUGCGAAUCUGCGUGCCAUCUGUAACCUUUUCUACGAUACGCCCUUUAACGGUCACUUCCACUAUAACAAGCCAACUUGGACAUCUUGGCCACUUCGCCGCCUGCUAAUAAGCCCCGAUUUCACAAACCCUUCCAUACUGGAGAUCGCCGUAAUCCUCCCCCUACAGCUAACAACCACUACUGAGUCGACGGCGACGAAUACACUACUUGAUGUGCUAGUGACCAUAAGAUGGGUACGGAUAUACGUGACUCUAUUGGCUACUAGUAUAACCGCCGGUUAA
This is a messenger RNA of Pseudomassariella vexata, 507 nucleotides long. RefSeq lists its product as uncharacterized. NCBI's taxonomy places the organism in Eukaryota, Fungi, Ascomycota, Sordariomycetes, Amphisphaeriales, Pseudomassariaceae. The coding region runs from base 1 to 507 and encodes 168 amino acids. The transcript has 2 exons. The record is from RefSeq and is a predicted model, not a curated record.